AUGUAUGUGAAAUGGUUUGAUAUAGUAAUGUUUUACUAUGUGAUUUUAGUGAAUGUCACUUUUUGUCAUUUUCAAAUUUCCCGCCGUUCUGUCCCCCGUACAUCCCGACGCUCGCAGGGGACGGAACCCAGAUGACAGAUGCUGACAUCCGCCGGAUUAUAUUGCCGAGGACACUGCAGGAGGGACAUCGCGGGAGCGCAGGACAAGGUAAGUGAUCGAGGGAUCGUGGAGCAGUGCCGCAUGGUAAGCCCAAGUGUAGCUCGGGGUUACCGCUUGUGCUACAAUCGGGAAUACCGCCAGGGAGGUUAAGAUAA
Staurois parvus is the source of this 314-nucleotide messenger RNA. The record is from the annotation of a GenBank genome assembly. Lineage: Eukaryota; Metazoa; Chordata; Amphibia; Anura; Ranidae.